Molecule: messenger RNA, 2166 nt
Organism: Alosa sapidissima (American shad)
Lineage: Eukaryota; Metazoa; Chordata; Actinopteri; Clupeiformes; Clupeidae
Product: calphotin-like
Exons: 3
Coding region: 1-2166 (721 amino acids)
Source: RefSeq, a predicted model, not a curated record
AUGACGUCAAAGGGUCCAGAAGUUCCUGAUGUCACAGCCGUCAAAGUUCUUGAAAGUCCUGCUGCUGAACCUGUAGAGGUCGCUCCGGAAGUUCCUGCAGUCACACCUGCAGAGGUCGCUCCUGAAGUUCCUGAUGCUGUUCCUGUAGAGACAACUCCUGACACAGCUGUGGCUGCAACUACUGAGGUUCCUGCAGCCACAGCUGGGGAUGCAACUCCUGAAGUUGUUAAUGUACCUGUGGAGGUAGCGCCUGAAGUUCCUGCAGUCACACCCGCAGAGGUCGCUCCUGAAGUUCCUGCAGUCACACCUGCAGAGGUCGCUCCUGAAGUUCCUGCAGUCACAGCUGUGGAUGCAGCCCCUGAAGUUCCUGUAGUCCAGGGGUUUUCAACUGAUUGGGAUUCAGGGACCAUCAUUCUGACUAAUUACUUAACACCAGGACCACCACUGAAUAAAAAUACUGAUUCCCACAUUGCAACUAUAUUACUAAAUCCAUGGCCAGAGACUACCAGCAAUGUCAUCACAGACCACAAGUGGGCCGCAGACCACUGGUUGAAUGCCCCUGCUGUAAACACAGAUGCAGAGUCAGCUCCAGAAGUUCCUGAUGUUGUUCCUGUAGAGACAACUCCUGACAAGGCUGUGGUUGCAACUGCUGAAGUUCCUGCAGCCACAGCUGGAGAUGCAACUCCUGAAGUUGAUGAAGUACCUGUGGAGGUAGCUCCUGAAGUUCAUGCAGUCACACCCACAGAGGUCCCUCCUGAAAUUCCUGCAGUCACACCUGCAGAGGUUACUCCUGAAGUUCAUGCAGUCACACCCACAGAGGUCGCUCCUGAAGUUCAUGCAGUCACACCCACAGAGGUCGCUCCUGAAGUUCAUGCAGUCACACCCACAGAGGUCGCUCCUGAAGUUCCUACAGUCAUGCCCGCAGAGGACGCUCCUGAAGUUCCUGCAGUCACACCUGCAGAGGUCGCUCCUGAAGUUCCUGAUGUUGUUCCUGUAGAGACAACUCCUGACACAGCUGUGGUUGCAACUGCUGAAGUUCCUGCAGCCACAGCUGGGGAUGCAACUCCUGAAGUUGAUGAAGUGCCUGUGGAGGUAGCUCCUGAAGUUCCUGCAGUCACACCUGCAGAGGUCACUCCUCAAGUUCCUGCAAUCACACCUGCAGAGGUCGCUCCUGAAGUUCCUGCAGUCACUCCUGCAGAGGUAGCUCCUAAAGUUCCUGGAGUCACAGCUGUAGAUGCAGCCCCUGAAUUUCCUGUAGACCAGGGGUUUUCAACUGAUUGGGAACCAGGGACCAUCAUUCUGACUAAUUACUUAACACCAGGACCACCACUGAAUAAAAAUACUGAUUCCCACAUUGCAACUAUAUUACUAAAUCCAUGGCCAGGGACCACCAGCAAUGUCAUCACAGACCAGAAGUGGGCCGCAGACCACUGGUUGAAAACCCCUGCUGUAAACACAGAUGCAGAGUCAGCUCCAGAAGCUCCUGAUGUUGUUCCUGUAGAGACAACUCCUGACACAGCUGUGGUUGCAACUGCUGAAGUUCUUGCAGCCACAGCUGGGGAUGCAGCUCCUGAAGUUGCUGAAGCACAUGUGGAGGUAGCUCCUGAAGUUCCUGCAAUCACACCUGCAGAGGUCGCUCCUGAAGUUCCUACAGUCACACCCGCAGAGGUCGCUUCUAAAGUUCUUGCUGUCUCAGCUGCUAAGGUUCCUGCUAUUACACCAGUGGAGGAAGCUCCUGAAGUUCCUGUAGAGGUAUCAUCUGAGGCUGUUGUGGAAACUCCUGUCACUGCAGAUGCCGAGGAACUGGUUGAAACAACUCAAGAUGCACCUGUAGAAGCAGCUUCUGAAGUUGGUCCUGUGGAGGUGGUAGCCACAGUUACUGAAACAUCUGCAGAUGCAAAUAUAGUGGUCGUACCUGAAGAAUUUGCAGAUGAAACUGUAGAGGCCAUACUUGAAACACCUGCUGCAGAAGACAAAACUAUUGAAGAAGCACCUGAAAAGUCAAUAGUUGAAUCACAAGUGGUGGCACCUACAAAGCUAGCAGCUGAAACACCUGAGAAAGCACCUGUAGAGCCAGCAGCUGAAACACCUGAAGAAGGAACGAGGCCAUUGACAAAGCCCCUGAGGCUGCUCCUGAAGAGGCUGUGGCUAAAACCGCUCCCGUAG